Molecule: messenger RNA, 1843 nt
Organism: Nelumbo nucifera (sacred lotus)
Lineage: Eukaryota; Viridiplantae; Streptophyta; Magnoliopsida; Proteales; Nelumbonaceae
Product: Rhodanese/Cell cycle control phosphatase superfamily protein
Source: RefSeq, a predicted model, not a curated record
UCAAACGCGAUCUACGGCAAUGUGUUGUGAAGCGAGGGAGCAAGCAAAGGAGCGAGAGCGAGAGCAAGAAAGAGAGAAAAGAAUAGAUGCUGCAAUCCCCUCCAUUGCUCAUCAGGUGCAGAGCGGCUUCGGUGUUAACAUUGAGGAUGCUACCAUACUACUGUUCCUCUACAAACCUCAACCCUAACCCUAACGCUACUUUUUCUCGCACCACGAGAACUAAUUCCGAUGACCACUCGUUUGCUCAUCUUCCUCCUCUCUUCUCCAACAUACACACUUCCAACCCAGCUCCACACAACCUCCAUAUUAGCACCGCAGUCUCCAACUGCUUAUCCACUGUUCCCAGCCGUAGUGCUUCUUUAUCCGUUUCGGCCACUCCUGAGUUAAGAAACCCAGAUUCUGAAACGGAACAUUUAACUCAACAAUCUCUCGUUGUGGUCUCGUUUUACAAGUUUGCAGAUUUCCCAGACCAUGCAGACAUGCGCAAGCCCCUGAAGGAGCUCUGCGAGGAAUUGCGUGUUUCAGGUGGCAUUAUCCUUGCCCCUGAAGGAAUCAAUGGGAGCAUAUGUGGGACACGUGAAGCAGUGGAAAAGGUUCUUGGAUUCAUUCAAUCUGAUAGUCGCCUCAGUGGCCUAAGACAGGUGGAGUCACCUGUGAGUCCUGAAGAUGAAGCUCUCCAUCAUGGACACACUAGCAGUUCCCCUCUUGGAGCAGGGGAAGAUUCACCCUUCCGAUGGGACCAUGUGAGGGUCAAGGUGAAGAACGAGAUCGUUUCCCUGGGAAUGCCAAAUGUAUCACCUAUUGAAAGAGUUGGAAAGUACGUGAGCCCAAAGGAUUGGAAUGGAUUAAUUACUGAUCCUGAAACUGUUGUGAUUGAUGUGCGUAAUACAUAUGAAACUCGAAUUGGGAAGUUUAAGGGAGCAGUUGAUCCAUGCACCACAGCUUUCAGAGAGUUCCCAUCAUGGGUUGAUUCUCAGUUCCAAUUAGCUGAAUAUGGCCAACCAUCAAAUGCAGAGGUUAAUGAUUCAAAUGAAGAGAGAAAAAUUCCUCAACGGGUAGCAAUGUACUGUACUGGUGGCAUUCGCUGUGAGAAAGCUUCAAGUUUUCUUCUGAGCAAAGGUUUCAAGGAGGUUUAUCAUUUAGAAGGUGGCAUUUUGAAAUAUCUAGAGGAAGUUCCCAAGACAGAGAGCCUAUGGGAGGGAGAGUGCUUUGUGUUUGACAAGCGCGUCUCUGUUGAGCACGGGUUGAUGCAGGGAACCUUCAAGCUUUGUUAUGGGUGCAAGCAACCAGUCAGUGAUGCAGACAUGGAAGCUCUGGAAUGGGAAUAUGGAGUUUCUUGUCCAUACUGUUUCUCAACAAAGUCCGAAGAAGAGAAGGAGAGGGCAAGAGCUCGGCAGAGGCAAUUUAAGACAUGGGGAAUAAUUGGUGGUCCUGACAAGGGUCGUCGGCCAAUGACACCGACACCUGAAAAAUCGUUGUAGGAGAAAAGAUUCUGAACUUUCCAUAUCAAGAUUGAAAGGCAAAAUGAGUCUUGUGUUAGACGGUAUUUUAUUGUUUUCCUUUCCUCAGCCAGCGAUCGGUCAUCAAGAUUGAAAGGGAAAAUGAGUCUUGUGUCAGACGGUAUUUUAUUAUUUUCCUUUCCUCAGCCAGCGAUCGGUCUUAAUGUAUAUUAUUAGAUUUAGAAAUUGAGAUCAACUUUAUUAUACAAUGAUUCUCCAGCUUGGACAACACUUUGGUUUUUGAAUUUGUACAAGUCCGUGACCUUUUUCUGUUUUGAUUAGCGGUUUGUGCUAAUGUUGUAGCAUCCGUUUUUUCGAUGGAAGUGUCUAACCCAGAUUCUAGA